Fusarium pseudograminearum CS3096 is the source of this 1578-nucleotide messenger RNA. RefSeq lists its product as uncharacterized. The transcript has 4 exons. NCBI's taxonomy places the organism in Eukaryota, Fungi, Ascomycota, Sordariomycetes, Hypocreales, Nectriaceae. The coding region runs from base 1 to 1578 and encodes 525 amino acids. The record is from RefSeq and is a predicted model, not a curated record.
AUGGGCAGUAGACAAGUUCAACCUGAGAAAAACUUUGUCAUACCUCUUAUGGACCCUGACGGUGGCAACGGGAACCCAAAAUGGCGUUUCAGCAUUGAGGAGGAUUUAACGUUCAUCAAUCUCUCCCACCCAGACGACAAUCGGAGAAGAGUUGUCCAACAACGCAUCCGCAGCCAUGUCAUGACAAAAGCUGGCGAUAGGCGGCGCAAAAAGCCGCGCCGUGUGGUGAUUCCACUGGAGGUGGUGGACGAGGAAGAAGCGGCUUCUCGGGGCCUUCGUAGAGUUGUCGAACCGAGGAGAGUAUUGCAAGCCUCGUCUGUCUUUGCCCCAAGUUUGCUGCCAAGCUCCUUUCAAUUACCAGCUGUUGGGUCGAAUAAACGGGAGCGAGAGCUUAUCGGCUUCAUGAUGGCGGAGGCAGAUCGCGACUACCGUCCAUUUCGAGCCACCUGGUUUCAUUUUGCUUUGUCAGACACGACUGCAUUCUCUCUCUCACUUGCCACUGCUGCAUUGUAUUGGAAUAAUGCCGAGAGACUGUCGCGCGCCUUUGAAAGUGACUCGGAGUCGAUAAAGUACUACUUCAAGAGUGUGAAAGAGCUCUCGCGAAGACUCGAUAGUGAAACCGACUGUCUGAGCGGAGGCGUAAUCGCUACGACAGUUGGCCUCAUUUGCUACGAUACUUAUAUUGGGAACUGGAGUCGCUAUACUAUGCACAUGGACGGCCUAGAAAUGAUCUCGACGCUGCGCCUUGGCUUUGACGGGUUAGGAAGCAAUUUAUCGUUGAUGGCCUUCUGGCUGGAUUUGGUGGGCGCGGCCGUUCUGAACUCACGGCCGCGAUUUCCGGUUCCUGGUAGCAUGCUCCAGUUUCGAGCCAAUGAUAGCGAUCUGAGUUACAGUUUACAAAUCCUACUCCUCAGAUUAGAGGAAACUUAUUCUGACCUCUUGAGUCUGUUCGAUGGAUUGCGGUUGCUGGGCUCCUUAGUUGCCACAGUGAAUCGCAGGGGAGACAUCAUCGGCUUCUGGAGGGAUGAGGUAGAGAUCGUGACUAUGCUCGGCACUGUGUCACACCAUCUACUAUCUAUGCCUAGCCUGCUAGAAGUUAGCAAUAGGAGGAGUGACGACGGUCCUGUUAUUGUCCAGGAGAUGGUUCGGCUUGCUGGCUUAAUGAUCCUAUCCAAACUGAAGCGACUAGCAUCCCACAAUUACAGCGAUAUGCCGCGAUUGCAGCAACGGUUCCUGGCUUUAUUGGACUUGCCCUGCCUGCGAAUUUCAUGGGAGCUCCAACAAUUAAGAGCAUGGGCAUUUGUAAUUGGGGUAUCAUUAGCAGAAGCCGAAACUAAGGAUGCCAUUGCUGCCAACCUCCAUGAUCUGCUACCGGAUAUGGGCUUUCCAAAUUUUGAAGCGAUGGUCGGUGAGACGAAACAACUAAUGUGGUUGAAUCUUGUACCGGAUAUCGGCGCUGGUGGAUUCCGUUUGUACCGACCUAACUCGCGAGCGACCGGCGACUCUGAACGAUAUUGCGAUGGAAAUAUCGCCGCGAGUUUUGAUGGCAACCCUGCAUUACAGAUCAAAGAGACAUGA